AUGUUUAAUAAUGGAUGUGAAGCGGGGGAUCCUGAGCUGCAAGACAAAUCCAUCGAAGCUGGCGAAGGAAUCACUCAGGAGAGCGAAACCUCUGACAACGCACAGAUUUCACGGUGGGAAGAUGAUCCACACAACCCUUUGAACUGGCCAUUAUGGAAGAAAGCCUUGCAAGUAGCGAUGAUUUCAUCAUCUGGGUUCUUGGCCUCUAUGGGAACUUCUAUCGUCAGUCCAGCAAGACUUCAGCUCAUGCAAGAGUUCAAUGUUAGCAGCACCGAAGCCUUGAUACCCGUUGCGCUCUACGUCUUUGCCCUUGGCUUCGGUCCUCCCAUUGGUGGCCCGCUCUCUGAAACCAUAGGUCGUUAUCCGAUAUACGUCGUGAGCGUACCACUCGGAAGCCUUUUCACGCUUGGCGUAGAGUUUGCUCACAACUUUAGUGCCCUCUGUUUUCUCAGAUUUAUGGCUGGGCUGUGCUGGGCUCCCGUUCUGUCUGUCGCAACGGGGACAUUGGCUGAGACGUUCCGACCCAAGACUCGAGGGCCGGGAUCAGCCUUCUUUGUCUUGAUGCCAUUUCUCGGGCCUGCAUUAGGCCCUGUCAUCGGCUCCUUCUUCGUCAACAAAUUCGGAACAUUAUUCGGCUUUUUUGCUGGAGUGCCGUACACAUUUCAUAGUGUCUAUGACUUCCCCCUAGAACACUCUGGCCUGGUCUUCCUCUCCAUUGCCAUAGGCUGUGUUUUUGGUCUUGUCACGAUAAUGCUGUGUGAUAUUCUCAUAUAUCAGAAGCAGGUUGUCAAAGGCCUACCGAGUCAUGUGCCUCCAGAAUACCGCCUUUAUCUAGCACUGAUAGGAAGUAUCGGGCUUCCUGUUGGUCUCUUUUGGUUUGCAUGGGCAGCUCGACUAGACGUUUCGUGGGCUAGCCCUGCGGCGACUAUUAUACCCUUUGCCUGGGGUAAUCUCUGUGUUUUCGUGAGUACGAUGCAGUACAUUUCCGAUACAUACCACGGCAGUGUCGUCGCUGGCGCUGCGAGCGCCAAUGGCCUAGCUCGAUACUCUUUCGCAGGGGCCUUUCCCCUUUUUACCACCCAGACUAGGUGUCGAUUGGGCAACCAGCUUAUUGGGGUUUGUUUCUCUGUUAUUGCUACCGGUUCCAUGGGUUCUUUUUAG
Messenger RNA from Fusarium keratoplasticum, 1161 nucleotides. RefSeq names its product MFS domain-containing protein. The transcript is spliced from 5 exons. Gene Ontology annotation, molecular function: spermidine transmembrane transporter activity; spermine transmembrane transporter activity. The record is from RefSeq and is a predicted model, not a curated record. Gene Ontology annotation, biological process: transmembrane transport; spermine transport; spermidine transport. NCBI's taxonomy places the organism in Eukaryota, Fungi, Ascomycota, Sordariomycetes, Hypocreales, Nectriaceae. The coding region runs from base 1 to 1161 and encodes 386 amino acids.